Amphiprion ocellaris (clown anemonefish) is the source of this 3171-nucleotide messenger RNA. Its product is annotated as regulator of G-protein signaling 7-binding protein B-like. NCBI's taxonomy places the organism in Eukaryota, Metazoa, Chordata, Actinopteri, Pomacentridae. The record is from RefSeq and is a predicted model, not a curated record. Gene Ontology annotation, biological process: G protein-coupled receptor signaling pathway. The transcript has 6 exons. Gene Ontology annotation, cellular component: neuron projection; postsynapse; nucleus. The coding region runs from base 701 to 1438 and encodes 245 amino acids.
UUUUCAGAAAUUUGGAGAAUUUUUUGCAGAAUUUUUGGAUUUUUUUCAGACAAGGAACCAAUAUUUUUUGAUGCCUGUAAAUGAAGACAACAGGAGGGUUAAAGCAAAGGAUCUGAAUUCUUUUUCCGCUUUGUUCAAUUAUUUCUUUCAUGCUUCUCCAAAUUGAAUUAAUGAAUGGCAGCAGCGCCCCCUGGUGGUUAAACCAAACCUUAAUGUGGAUCUGAAUCUGUCUUCUGCAGCUGAUGAUGUUCAUUUCCAUCAUAACGAUAACAUGCCGGUAGAUAACUGUUAAUUUGAUGUGGACAUGUUUGGAUAAAUGUGUGUUUUACGCAUGACACGCGUCUUUUUGCGGCUCACUGAUGCGCCUAAACGGUUAAUUGUGAGUCGCAGGGUGACGACUUGUUUUGCUGUUGGCUCCUUCUGAAUCACACGUGAGCUGAGCGACGGGGCGGAAGCCGGAGCAGCCUCCCUGUCGGCCUUCAGGAGGGGCUGAAGGUGACUCUCCUCUCGGCUGGGAUGCGCAGGCGGCCGCUGGAGCUCCCGACGGCCACGAACACGCUCCAGCUCCGCAGGGCGCAUCUGCGUUAAACCCCAUUCUCUCUCUCUCUCUCUCUCUCUCCCUCUCUUUACAAAAACCUCCCUGCAGUUUGUCUUCUCCGUUACAAGCCGGCAGGGACCGUCCUCGGCUGGGUGUGCAUGCAUGUGUUCUGCACCGUACGGGCGGAAAAAGCGCCCCAGAUCCGCAGGGAGCAUUUUCCCCAUCAGUAAGGCGGCGCAGACGGAGCCGGAGCGCAGGGAGAGCUCGGAGGGGGCCGUGGACGGCAGCAGGAUGACCGUGCAGGAAUUCAACACCCUGGUGGCUCUGUACCGGGAGCAGGUCAUCUCCGUGGGGGAGAUCUCAGCAGACUGUCCGUCCCUGCGGGCUCAGAUGCACCACACUCGCUCCAAAGGAUGCUCCAUGGCCCGGGCUGCGCACCAGGACCUGGCCGUCAUCUCCGUCUCAGGUCCAGAAGACGGAGAGAUCCAGCCAGAGAUCUGCCGACUCUUCAUCCAGCUGCAGUGCUGCCUGGAGAUGUUCAUCACCGAGAUGCUCAAGUCCAUGUGUCUGCUGGGAGUCCUGCAGCUGCACCGCAAACGAACCGACUCGGAGCCGAAGGUGGACUUCCGGCUGGAUGAGAGCUCCGACAUUCCCAUCCUGGAGGACCGAUCCUCGUCUCCCAUCGACUUCCCUCAGGAGCAGUGGCUGGUGGGGACGGAUAUACAGAACAUAGAGCGAGAUAUGAGAGAGAUGAGAAACUUACUCAGCAAACUCAGGGAGACGAUGCCGCUGCCGCUGAAGAACCAAGACGACAGCAGCUUGUUGAAUCUGACUCCACAUCCUCCGGUCCGACAGAGGAAGAGACGAUUCCCUGGACUCUGCUGCAUGGUGUCCGGCUGAUAGGAAACACAGGAAAGAACUUUACUUUCACUUCUUCUGCAUAUUUAUCAGAGCUGCUUUCAUAUUAUUACACUGCAUUCUCGUUUGUUUAUUGUUUUUAAAAACGAUAUCUGAAAUUGUAAUCAGUCAGUAAUAAUAAUAAGUGAGAUCCUUGCUCUGUAAAAUUGGUGUUCGGGUCCAGUCAGGUCGGAUCCCACAGAAACAGGCUGUUUUUAUUUUCAUGCAGUUGUUUUCCGCCUAUUUUGUUCCCAGUUUUUCUAUAAUCAAAGCUAAUAAUUGUACAUAUUCAGGCUAUGCACAGGCAUCUCCAGCGUUCUGUCUCACUGUGCUCGUGUCUCAUGGUUGAAUGUCGUUAAAGACGUCUCUGCUGUAGACUAAAGCGAUUCAUCGACGGUGCAAACACAUAAUUAUUACAUUUCUCUAACUGUAGGAAAAAAAGGGACUUUAGAAAUUAUUCAGCUGUGAGUGUGUAAAAUAAAACCUUUCAGAGCUUUAGCUGGACUUUGCCUUUCAGUCUUUUUGUCGUUAAGUUCAGUUUUUUCCAUUGAUCAAGACAUUUUUUCCCUAAAAUUAUGUAUAUUCAAGCUUCCCAGAGGAUGAAUUCCAGUCAUUUUACACACCUCAGUGCUAUUAUCAGCUAUAAACUUCCAUUUUUGUCCAAGAAAAUAUCAAAAUCUAACAUAUUAAUGUCUAGGAAUGGCAAGAUUACCAUUAGGAAAUGUGCUUCCUAAAUGAUAAACCAUCUAAGAGCUUUCCUCUAGCGCCACCUGCUGCUCAAAGUUUACAUUUUUAGCUCCAUUACUAAUAAUGCUUUAAGAAUAUAAUAAAAUAUCAAAAGGUUCAUGUCCACAGGGGUGUUUUUGGAUGGAGAUGUCCAAUUUUGAGGCAAGAAAUUAGCUAAUCUGCUCGAUUUGUCUUGAUUUUAGAGCAAAAACUGUUUAAUAAUUUUUUGGGGGGAGUUUCAUGAUGUUGUAAGCCACCCAGGAUGGCCCUGAUUUGUGUAAAGAAGCCUAGACUUUAAAUUUAUGCAAAUAAGGAGCGGCCAAAUUGGAACUUCGAGAAUGCAUUGCAUAGCUGCUAACGGAAACAAAAAAUAGGAGGCAUGAAAAGUGAUGGAUUCUGUGGAUAUGUACCAAUAGUGUCACUGCCGGAUGAAAAAAAUCCAGAAAAAACCCUAACAUCACAAGCUAAAGUUGUAAUUUACAUGCAAAAGCUAGUUGUAGUGAAAAAAUGAGAGCGUUUCAUCUCAUUUUCCUUCAACAUUUAACGCUUCGAUGUCGACUUUUCCUUGUAAAACUGCAGCUUUCUUCUUUUAAUCUUUAUUUUUCCCAACAGUUGCACUAAUAUUCUGUUUUAGCUCACACUGCAGCCUCUAGGGGGCGCUGUUAUUAGCAAUCUCCCUGCUUCCAAAGUUCUGGCUUCAGUUUUCCAUCACAAGGGCUUUGCAGAUGCUUCACAGAGACAUUGAAAGACCCCAAAUUAAAAUCUCCUUCACCUUCUCCUAGAGCCAUCCUCCCAUUGAAUGUAAGUGCAAUGUGAUUUGUAAAUUAGUGUUUGUGCACUUUCUUUUUGCGUUCUUUACUUGUACUGUGGUAGUUGUUUGGUUUUGGCAUGUGUAACACUCAGACUAGGUCAUGUGGAGUUAAUGUGUCCAGCAGUGUAGAGAAGCACAGCGAAACUUCUGUACAGCUUAGGACAUUUUAUAAUGUGAAUAAAGUUUUAUAUGCAGACGA